ACUUAUCGGUAAAAAAAAAGUUUUACGUUAUCGAUUACGGCUGUUAUCAAUCGUAAUGAUUUAAGAAUUACAAAAAAAAUUUGGAGCAUUUAAUUUAAUGCUGAGCAGUAUCAAAACAAAAAUGGAUUUUUUAGAGGACGGUAGAUGGAAAGAUCCGUUUGAUGAACUUUUGGACUCCAGAACGAAACUAAGUAAAAUGAACAUAGUAAAACAAAAUGUAAGAGUACCCUAUAACAUUGACUCCAGUGUUGAAAAUAGCAGCUACACAGAAACAAAAGAACCAAAUUACGAAAACGAACCUUUAACUUUUGAAGAUUGCUCUAUAAAAGUGUACUGCCCCAGUGAUUCUAUAUCAACUCCUUGCGAUAAACGAUUAGGAGGCACAGUAUUAUUUCAAUCCGAUCUCUCUCCAAUUACUCACUUAAAACUUGAAGGUGUUGAACACAGUAGAGACAAAUGCGCUGAUACUAAAGAGACAGAUUUAUAUGUAAAUGUUGAUAUUCCUUUUCAAAACAUAAUUGCCAGUCCAAAAAAAGGUCCUAAUUUCGGGAAAAAGCGAUUGAGUAACUCAAAUGAGAUGGUUACUGUUGUGCACCCUUCGAUUUCAUUAAAUCCAGGAAAAUGGAGAAAAUCGCUAAACAAUUUUAUUAGAUCUAAAAUAAACGAAACAAAUUUCACGAAAAAGGUAGAACAUCGAAGUUCAAUAUGCCAGGAUCGAAAAUCAUUAGUUUUGAAAGGUGAACAUAAAUUUGAGAAUAAAUGUGAAGAAGAUGUUCUUAAAUAUUGUCAUCAGUGUACACCACUUCCCUUUAAUGCUACAUACGAACAAUAUAAAUUAUUGAAUUCUAAAAAGAUUGGCGAGGGGGCUUAUGGAGAAGUAUUUCGUUGCUCGGCUAAUCAAAAAGUACUAAAAGAGCAUAUCUCUGAUAUUGUAUUAAAGAUUAUACCUUUGGAGGGUUCCACUGUAAUUAAUGGAGAAAAGCAAAAAACAUUCAGUCAAAUUUUACCAGAAAUAAUUAUAACUAACAAAAUGUGCAGCCUUCGAACAAGUAAAACUAAUUCUACGAAUGGAUUUGUGAGCAUACGCAAGGUAUCACUAGUUAAAGGAAGGUAUCCACCACAUUUUAUAAAUCUUUGGGAAAAGUAUGACAACGAAAAGGGAUCUGAGAAUGACCAUCCGGAACUUUUUGGAGACAAUCAACUUUUUGCAGUCCUAGAACUAAAGUUUGCAGGAAGUGACAUGGCAAAUUUUGAAUUUUUAAAUUCCGAACAAUCAUAUUACGCUUUAAAACAGAUUAUUCUAGCGCUUGCUGUUGGUGAAGAAGAGUAUCAAUUUGAGCACAGAGACCUUCAUUUGGGAAACAUAUUAAUUGAAUACACCAAUAAGAAGCACGUAAUUUGUACAUUCAAAAACAGUAAAUUAACUGUGCUUUCAAAAGGAGUGAACGUUACUAUUAUUGACUACACUCUUUCAAGAAUUACAAUUAAUGACUGCUGCUAUUUUAAUGACCUCUCAAGAGAUGAGGAACUUUUCCAGGCAACAGGAGACUAUCAAUACGAUGUCUAUCGAAUGAUGCGGAAUGAGGUAAAGAACAACUGGUCAUCGUUUUCACCAAAAACAAAUAUCAUAUGGCUGUCAUAUGUUAUCGUUAAGGAACAACUGGUCAUCGUUUUCUCCAAAAACAAAUAUCAUAUGGCUGUCGUAUGUUAUUGUUAAGGUACUGGAUAUCGUGAAAUACAAAAGUAUCAAUACGAAGGUUCACAGGAUGUACAUUAAUAAAAUCAAGGAAUUGCAAAACAUUAUAAUGACAUUUGAAAGUGCUUCUCAAUGCGCAAAUUAUUUGUUUAAUUUAAAUUAAGAUGUAUGUACUGAUUGGAAAGCUUUCGAAAUAUAUGUAAAAGUGAACUUAAAAAUAUUCAAAAUAAAACCAUCUCUUAAGCUGAAUUCUUUGAAUUCCGAUUACCCUUUAAUAUUCAACCGGACAGAAGGACUGUGAGAACAACUAGCGGCGAAGCUCCAAUCGAUAAAAAUAAAACAAGACAUAAUGCUUCAGUCGAGUUCCCCGACUAUAAGUUACUCAGAUAGGUAAAAUGCGAACGCGAUUUUCUGGGGGAUCACUAGGUACUGGGGAAUAAAAUUAAAAACAAGCAUGUGGGACAUCUAUGUAUUGUGUUUUGCGGAUCACUCGACAUGGCGUUGCGAGGCAAGCACUACGGUGAAAGAAUUGUAGAGAACUUAUAAAAGCUUAGAAUCGACGCAGGAGACAAUGUUUAAAAAAAGGAUAUGGAGCAUGGAAAUGGAAAUGGAAAUGCAAGCUAUCGAUCAGUUGAAAUUCAAAAUAAAAUCAUCAGCCUUUGUGGUGAAGUCCCAAAAAACAGUUUAUACAAUUAGUUCAAAAUUCACACGCAUAUAGCGUUAUAGCUGAUGAAAAUUAACUAUUUUAUUAAAGACAUUCAUAGUUACGAGGCUGAUGGGCAACAUAUAUUAUAAAGAAAUAUUAACAUUUAAAUAUGUUUGACCUUAAAUAAAUGUUGUAAAUAAUUCUUUUUUUAUUUUAUUUUGUUUAAGGAACAACUGGUCAUCGUUUUCUCCAAAAACAAAUAUCAUAUGGCUGUCGUAUGUUAUUGUUAAGGUACUGGAUAUCGUGAAAUACAAAAGUAUCAAUACGAAGGUUCACAGGAUGUACAUUAAUAAAAUCAAGGAAUUGCAAAACAUUAUAAUGACAUUUGAAAGUGCUUCUCAAUGCGCAAAUUAUUUGUUUAAUUUAAAUUAAGAUGUAUGUACUGAUUGGAAAGCUUUCGAAAUAUAUGUAAAAGUGAACUUAAAAAUAUUCAAAAUAAAACCAUCUCUUAAGCUGAA
This is a messenger RNA of Drosophila sechellia, 2860 nucleotides long. RefSeq names its product haspin (gene Haspin). The record is from RefSeq and is a predicted model, not a curated record. Gene Ontology annotation, molecular function: histone H3T3 kinase activity; ATP binding. The coding region runs from base 98 to 1717 and encodes 539 amino acids. Lineage: Eukaryota; Metazoa; Arthropoda; Insecta; Diptera; Drosophilidae. Gene Ontology annotation, biological process: intracellular signal transduction; protein phosphorylation; mitotic cell cycle. The transcript has 6 exons. Gene Ontology annotation, cellular component: nucleus; cytoplasm.